Messenger RNA from Tripterygium wilfordii, 2296 nucleotides. Its product is annotated as BRCA1-associated RING domain protein 1. Gene Ontology annotation, cellular component: BRCA1-BARD1 complex; BRCA1-A complex; plasma membrane. Gene Ontology annotation, molecular function: ubiquitin-protein transferase activity; metal ion binding. NCBI's taxonomy places the organism in Eukaryota, Viridiplantae, Streptophyta, Magnoliopsida, Celastrales, Celastraceae. Bases 57 to 2153 code for a protein of 698 amino acids. The record is from RefSeq and is a predicted model, not a curated record. The transcript is spliced from 13 exons. Gene Ontology annotation, biological process: positive regulation of transcription by RNA polymerase II; negative regulation of fatty acid biosynthetic process; double-strand break repair via homologous recombination.
GAACGUCUUUUCAACCAUUUUCAGUUUGUUUUUGGAGCUCUGUGUGAAAAGCUUUAAUGGCGGAGGGCACGGCGAGGCAGGCACGGAGAUCGAUGAAACCCUGGGUUCUCCUCCAUCUCCAGAAACUCGGUCUCGAGCUCAAAUGCCCUCUCUGCUUGGACUUCCUAACUCGGCCGACUAUGCUUCCUUGUAAUCACAUAUUCUGCAACCCAUGCAUGCCCAAGUCUACUCAAUUUGGCGCAGAGUGUUUCGUCUGCAAAGCUCGAUACUGUGAUAAAGAUCUAAGAUUUAUGCCCUUCAUGGAAAACAUUGUGGCAAUCUAUAGGAGUUUGGAUGCGGGUUUCGGGGACAGUUUCUCAGACCCUGCAUCUUCUGAUUCUGGUGGAGUUUUGGUGCAAUGUCGGGCUUCAAUGAGUGAGGGUGUCCAAAAUCAAUUAAGUAACAGAUCAAUUAAGACCACAAGGGAGAAUAAUUCAAGAAUGGGGCACUCUGUGUUUCCCCCUAAUGUGGGUGAAGAAGAUGAAGCAGUGGGUGCCAAUGGUCAUCAGUAUGAUGAGAAACUGCUAAUUUCUGAAGCAAGAGAAAAGGGGAUUGAAGGGUGCAGAAAUAGCCAUAUAGGAGCAGAUCAGGCAGUACAAUCAUCACUGGAUAGCCCUCCGAUUAGUAAAGGCUCAGACAAUGACAGUAAUGAUCAUGCCAGUUAUCAUAGUUCAAAGCAUUGCCCUGUCGCACGAUCAGUGAAGAGAAAGGAUACAAGAAGACUAGAGAGGCAUGGGAGUUCUGCCUCUGAAACUGAAGGUUGUCUGUUCAUGGAUGCUAAACGAUCUAAGAAGUUGAAGUAUGGUCCAGUAGAUGCAGGUAAGGAGAGUGCAGAUAAUGUUGGAACAGUUCUUCCCAAAAUGGGAGGUUCAAACCUCUCAAACUCUGGAUUGGAACCCAAAUCUGUUGAAUCUCUUGCUGGUAUGAAUGAUUCAUGUACAGAUAAAAACAGUUGUGGAUUUUGCCAGUCCUCAAAAAUCUCACAGGGUACUGGCCCAAUGUUGCAUUUUGCUAAUGGAAAGCAGGUAGUGGGAGAUGAGGCCACCUAUUCAAUUGUUAUACAUGUUCACAAAGUAUGCAUUGAUUGGGCGCCCCAAGUGUACUAUGAUGGGGAUAUUGUAAAAAAUUUGAAGUCAGAGUUGGCUAGGGGUGCAAAGCUUAAAUGCAGCGGAUGUGGGUUAAAGGGAGCAGCACUAGGUUGCUAUGUGAAAUCAUGCAGAAGAAGUUAUCAUGUUCCUUGCGCUUUGAAAAUACCAAAAUGUCGGUGGGAUCUUGAUAACUAUGUUGUACUCUGUCCAGCUCAUUCUUCGGCGAAACUGCCAAAUGAAAAGUCAUCCAACUCUGGGACUUGCAACCAAACAAGUCAUUUUGUGCCAGCUCAAAUAACCCCUCAGGAAGCUAGCUUUUGGAAAGACUCACAUACUGGAGCAAAAGACUGGGUUUUGUGCGGAUCUGCUCUUUCUUCAGCGGAGAAGCUUCUUUUGAUUAGGUUUGCCAGCAUGAUCGGUGUAACUGUGUCCAAAUUCUGGAGACCAGAUGUAUCACAUGUGAUUGCUGCAACUGAUAAAACAGGUGCAUGCACCAGGACACUGAAAGUUCUCAUGGCAAUUUGCAAUGGGAGAUGGGUUCUUAGUAUUGACUGGGUAAAAGCAUGCAUGGAACGUAUGUAUGCUAUGAAUGAAGAACCUUACGAAGUUAGCCUUGACAACUAUGGUUGCUGCAAUGGCCCCAAGACUGGCAGACUUAAUGCAGUGAAUGGUGUGCCAAAACUUUUCAAUGGCUUAAGUUUUUAUUUCUCUGGUGAAUUCGUGCCUGCUUACAAGGAAGAUAUCCAAAAAUUAGUUAUUGCCGCGGGUGGUUCUGUUUGUGAGAGUGAGGAAGAAUUGACGGUGCAAAAGCACGACAAGCAGGCAGCUUCUUCAAAACAACUGGUUGUUUACAACCUUGAUCCCCCACAAGGAAGCAAGGUUGGGGAAGAAAUAUCCUAUAUGUGGGAAAGACUGAGUGAAGCAGAGAAUUUAGCUUCUAAAAUGGGAUCUGAAGUGGUAGGUCAUACUUGGAUUUUGGAGUCAAUUGCUGCCUAUAAAUUGCAGCCAGUUUGUCAGCUUACAUAGUCUGACCAUUGCAAACACUUAAUUGUUUGUGUAGAUUUCUACAUGAUCUUAUUCCUGGAAGUGAAGAACAUCUUUCAACUUCUGCAGAGGAUGUAAUUUUGAAUGUUUUCAUAAUAACAAGAGAGUUUAAAAGAGGUCAAAAA